This is a messenger RNA of Moneuplotes crassus, 1609 nucleotides long. The record is from the annotation of a GenBank genome assembly. Lineage: Eukaryota; Ciliophora; Spirotrichea; Euplotida; Euplotidae.
CCCUCACCUGCAAAACUCCUUCUUGCACUGAGCCACCUACAUGGCACAUUCCCCUCACUUGGAAUAAUAGUGUGUUCUAAGUGUACAAGUGAACGGUUCUGGAGAUAUCAGGCAGACCCGUUGCCUGAUUAUAAGCUGGCAGAGAGAGCACUGGGUUUUGCGAAGUAUCUCACCAACAAACUCAAGACAGAUUGAGAGUUGCAUAAUGUUUCUAUAUUCUACUCUGUUGCUAAUAGUGAUGUUCUUCAGUUUGAAGAAUCCAUCGAUAGACUGCUGAUUCAGAAUUCAGAAAUUUUAGCAAAUAUCGACCAGGCUGAUUGGAAUAUUUCAGAUUUCUGAAGACAUAUCCAAGAAUGCCAAGAACUUGUUAGAGUAAUCACAAGCUCUAAAGUAAGCAACCUCUGCAAUGAUUUGGCGCAAUCACUUGAGUAUAACUUACUCAUUCCUGGAGAAGAAACACUGACCACACUCAGAAGGAUGAUGCCUACAUCUGAAGACUCUGAAUCUACUAGGGCAAUUGUACAAAGAACUAGAGAGGCUAUGGGAGAAGAACUUGCAGCCAAAGACAGAAUAAUCGAACAGCAAGCAGCAAGGAUAUCUCAGCUCACUACCUCCCUCGAAGAAUCCAAGAAUCACUCUCUACAACCCCUCAGUCACACCCAAGCACAGCCUGGACUUAGCUCAACACCCACUGAGCCUGAGGGCCAAUCCAACACGCAAUUAUCCCAACGCACAAGCCGCCUAUCUCCUCAGUUCUCCCAGAGAGAGCCAGGCCUUCAGCCAGUCUCUAUCUACAACGACUAGAGUAAAGAAGCUCAGUCUGAAGAUGUGGCAGAAGAUAAGCAAACUCAGGAGCAAAGAAUAAAUGAGUUCAAAAGAAUAUACCAAGAAACUCUUGGAACCCAUAUAGAUAUAGACGACACUUCAUGCCUCGUCUUAAGACUUAAUGCUCAUGGAGAGAUCAUUAAAAAGAUCAGAAAACUUCCAAACAUUGAAAGCCUAACAUUCACUCAUGUUUGGUGGUUCCAAGAGUGGACUCGGCUAUGCAAGGUCCUUAAGAAUAGUUGUCCAGAUAGUUUAAAUCAAUUCGAGUUUGAUUUUAGCAAUGCUGGAGCAUGCCACUAUAAAUACCAAAACUAUCACCAAAGUUUGAUCGAAAUAGCGAAGAAAGUCAAGAACUAUUUCAGCUUAAGCUAUUGCAAAUUAAAUAAGGAAGAAUUUGAAGAAAUUAUUGUUGCAGCUAGGAAUUGUUCAUCAAUUAGAUUCUUUGCUUGUACUAUUAUCGCUGGCACCGAAUGAGACUUUGGAGAUAAACUUACAGAUGCUAAAUUCACUGAACUAAGCUUCGAUUCUACAGGACACUCUAAUUACUCAUCCUGGAAAACAAACCCUUGAUAUUUCAGAAAUAUUUUCACCGGGCUUGCUAAAUGUUCGCCAGUGUUGAAGACUAACCUACAGUUUGUUAACAUUUUAAAUUGUGAAUUCGACAAAGAUCUAGCAAGAUCUAUUCUCAGUGAACUAGAGUUCCAGAAUGCACAUGUUUAGUUAAAAUCAAAGAACAAGGGUGAUUAAAAGUUGCACUCAGGAUUUAUUCAACCUGUAAUUUGUU